Molecule: messenger RNA, 1365 nt
Organism: Astyanax mexicanus (Mexican tetra)
Lineage: Eukaryota; Metazoa; Chordata; Actinopteri; Characiformes; Acestrorhamphidae
Gene: chmp2ba
Product: charged multivesicular body protein 2Ba
Exons: 6
Coding region: 149-793 (214 amino acids)
Biological process (GO): late endosome to vacuole transport; protein transport; endosome transport via multivesicular body sorting pathway
Cellular component (GO): ESCRT III complex; multivesicular body
Source: RefSeq, a predicted model, not a curated record
GACUCAGUGCAGUCAUGUGCGGAAAGUCAGUCCGGUAACAAACAGGGAAAAAUAUCAUCAGGAGUUUAGCUCAGCCCGACGCUUCCCGCCUGUAGAGUUAUAUAUAUAUACAGUUUCUGUAGCUAGUUUAAUUACCCGCCGAGUCGACAUGGCCUCUCUGUUUAAGAAGAAGACUGUGGACGAUAUCAUCAAAGAACAGUCCAAAGAGCUGAGAGGCACCCAAAGACAAAUCACCAGAGACCGGGCCGCUUUGGAGAAACAGGAGAAACAAAUGGAAAUGGAAAUCAAGAAAAUGGCCAAGACUGGAAACAGAGAGGCUUGCAAGAUCCUGGCUAAACAGCUGGUUCAAUUAAGAAAGCAGAAGAACCGGACCUAUGCUGUGAGCUCUAAAGUCACCUCCAUGUCCACGCAGACCAAGGUCAUGAACUCUCAGAUGAAGAUGGCAGGAGCUAUGUCUACCACAGCAAAGACCAUGCAGACCGUCAAUAAAAAAAUGGAUCCGAAGAAGACUUUGCAGACGAUGCAGGAUUUCCAGAAAGAAAACUUAAAGAUGGAGAUGACUGAAGACAUGAUCAACGAUACCCUGGAUGAAAUAUUUAAUGAAUCAGGCGAUGAAGAGGAGUGCCAGGACAUUGUGAACCAGGUGCUGGAUGAGAUUGGUAUUGAGAUCUCUGGAAAGAUGGUGAAAGCCCCUUCAGCUGGAAAGAGCAUCCCCAGUGCAGCCAAGACCAAGACAGCUAACAUUUCAGACGAGGACAUUGAGAGGCAGCUGAGAGCUCUGGGAGUGGACUAAACCGUUCUGAACUCCCGAGACCACGAGGGCUUCUGCUGCAGCACACAUGCACCGCCACAUGCACUGUGUGGGGAUAAGGAGGACCAUGGGCUUAGCUAAUAAAUGAAUGACAUAGAAAUGUAAUAAUGUUGGGGUUUUAUAAGACAGCACAUGCUGAACAUGUUGUUGCUGUUCUUGAAAAAUCUUGUAUCUCUGUAAAAAAUAUUUGACUUUAAAUAGCCUAACAAUGUCCACACAGCUGUCAAACUGAAAUUACAUCUCCCGAUCUGAUCCAGUGGAUCAGGAUCAGGGUUGAUCCAGCCAUAUUUUAACGGAUUGUGUAUUGCAAUCCUAACCCCUGUCCAGUCUGUGUUUGAGCCACAGUAAGUCUGGUGUCCUUAAGGCACCAUUAAUGGAUGUUAUCUUCCCAGUUGGCAGCACUGAGGAGAGUUCUCAGAAAGUAAAAUAAGUUAAGAGUUUAGUUGGAGUGAAAUUAGGCAGUGUGGAAUUAUUUUACAGUAGACCAUGGAAACAUAACAUCUUUAACUUUCUUUGCUUUUAAACCACCACAGAACAGCAUUUAGAACUGACUA